AUGCAUUUACGUCCUGGUAGUUCAUAUUACAUUCUACAUCAAAAAGAAAAUAUCGAGGAACCACUUCACAUAAUAUUCCCAGGAAUUAAAAUGUUAAUGAUUGCUCAAUUACUUGGCAUUCUGUUUAUAUUUUCUUUAAUGGCAGACGUCGUAGAAUCAUUUAAAGAUGGGACGAUUACUUCUAUGAAGAUGAAAGUUUAUAUUCCGUAUUUAGGAACAUAUUUGAGAAUCGGGUCAUUUAAAGCAGAAUGCAUUAAUACCUAA
Clunio marinus is the source of this 264-nucleotide messenger RNA. The record is from the annotation of a GenBank genome assembly. Lineage: Eukaryota; Metazoa; Arthropoda; Insecta; Diptera; Chironomidae.